Schizophyllum commune H4-8 is the source of this 1210-nucleotide messenger RNA. RefSeq names its product cytolysin. Bases 55 to 930 code for a protein of 291 amino acids. NCBI's taxonomy places the organism in Eukaryota, Fungi, Basidiomycota, Agaricomycetes, Agaricales, Schizophyllaceae. The record is from RefSeq and is a predicted model, not a curated record. The transcript is spliced from 7 exons.
CUCAGCUCUACACACCUUUCUACCGAUUACUCUCAGUCUACCACAUUUAUUAGCAUGUCGACGCCCAAGACUUCCUGGGAGGACCUUGCCCGCCUGGGCUGGCCCAUCUACGACGUCUACAAGAAGGCCAACGCGGCUCGCGGCGGUACCAUGAACGGCACGGGCGAUAUCUCGCUCAACGCUGGUAUCGCUGCCGAGUAUCAGUGGUGGUCCUACAACACGACGAUCGGAAAGCCGUACGUCCUCGGGCGCGUCCCCAAGGACAUCACUCGCGAGGAGGUCGCCUGGUCCUACGACAACACGAAGAACACGGAGGACUACACCGACGAGUGGACGGAGUCGUGGACCAACACGAACUCCGCCACCCUCACCGUCACCAACAGUGCGUCUAUCACGCUCAGCGCUAGCAUCACCAUCGAGGACGUCGCUUCGUCGGGCUUCGAGUUCACCAUCUCGACCGAGUCGUCUUCCACGGAGACUAAGGAAACUACCCACGACCUGAGCCACACCUGGACCAUGACCGUUCAUCCAGGCGAGAAGCUGACGCUGUACCGUGUCAUCUCUACGGUUGGCGAAACCGUCGAGUACGGCCAGGACUUUGGCAUUGCGGACGGUAGUCUGCUGGGCACCAAGGGAGAUAAGUACGCCGGACACUACUAUUGGGGCAUGUAUGUGAACACCCUCUGCAACGCGCCGCGCGGGCGUCUGGAUCUGCACGGCAGCAGCAAGAACGUCACGUACACGUUCAAGCUCGUGCGCGAGACGAAGGACGGGAAGAAGGUGGCGACGCCGCUCCCCGUCGACGCCUAUCGGACCAAGGAUGGUAGUGCUGCCAUUCUCGGCAAGGAGACCAAGUGGGCGAAGGACUCGAAGGCUGUCUGCGGCGAUGGCACGGCUCAGGUCAUGGUUGCUGCCCCCGGCGACGAGUAAUGGUCAACUGAACGAGAUAGGCCUGCCAAAGUAGCGAUAUUGAGGAUUGACUUGUACGAAACCGAUCUUGUACCUUGUGUCUGUAGUAUGCUUUUCGUUGAUCUUGUGAAUGUCAUUUCCAGAGCCUGAACGUUGAUGGUCGUGCAAAGAAAUCCUGUAUGGUCAUCUCUUCAUUGCCAUCCACUUCCUACUGUGCCCUUGGCUUGCCCGCAUCCUUUUCCACAUCCCUCUGUAAAGAAUAUGCAUUGGCCAUCCAUCAGUAGAGGACUCGCCAUCGUCG